UUUGACUCCCGUGUUGUUGUUUGCCGGGCGUGCUGGGGUCGGCGUCCUCGCUCCUAUUUCUCACCUUUUGACGGGAAAUAAUCACCAAAAUGUCGGACAACGAGGACGCGGUGGAGCCCAUGGAGGUCGGGGAGAAUUCGAAUGAGUCGUCCUCGGCGGAGACCUCCUCAAGCAAGGCGGGCGGCGAGUAUGAGAACAAGAUGGAGACGGACCGGUCCAAGCGGUUCGACUACCUCCUCAAGCAGACGGAAAUCUUCUCUCACUUCAUGAUCGGCGCGCGGGACAAGACGCCGUCCUCCCCCCUCAAGUGCAAGCCCGGCCGCCCCAAGAAGAUGGAGAACCGCAAGCCCUCCCUCCUCGGCGAUGACCCAGAGCUGCUCACAAGACUUGAAGUGCCAGUUUUACCGUCCAAUACACCGAAGUUGUUAGUUCCCCAACCAAACACAAAUAACGACGAAAAGGAGUUUGGUGUUGAUGUAAAAAAGAAGAGACGGAUGAAGAAGGUCGUCUCAGCUGCAGACCACCGCCACCGCAUGACAGAGCAGGAGGAGGACGAGGAGCUGCUGGCCGAGUCGAACAAGUCGUCGAAGAUCAUCACGCGCUUUGAGGAGAGUCCGAGCUAUGUCGUCAACGGGGAGAUGCGCGAUUACCAGAUCCGAGGCUUGAACUGGAUGAUUGACCUGUACGAGAAUGGCAUCAACGGCAUCUUGGCGGACGAAAUGGGCCUCGGGAAAACCCUGCAGACCAUCUCACUCUUGGGGUACAUGAAGCACUUCCGCAACAUCCCCGGCCCCCACAUGGUCAUCGUGCCCAAGUCCACCCUCAGGAACUGGGAGAACGAGGUCAAGCGCUGGUGUCCCUCCCUGCGUGCUGUGUGCCUCAUCGGUGACCAGGAGACACGGUCCGUCUUCAUCCGCGAGGUGAUGAUGCCGGGUGAGUGGGACGUCUGCAUCACCUCCUACGAGAUGUGCAUCAGGGAGAAGUCCGUCUUUAAGAAGUUCAACUGGAGGUACAUGGUGAUUGACGAGGCCCACCGCAUCAAGAACGAGAAGAGCAAGCUGUCGGAGAUCGUGAGGGAGUUCCGCACCACCAAUCGUCUCCUGCUCACCGGCACGCCCCUGCAGAACAACCUCCAUGAACUCUGGUCCCUGCUGAAUUUCCUGCUGCCGGAGGUGUUCAGCUCAUCAGAGGACUUUGAUUCCUGGUUCAACACUAACAACUGCCUGGGUGACUCCUCUCUGGUGGAGCGCCUGCACGCUGUCCUGCGCCCCUUCCUGCUGCGCCGCCUCAAGUCCGACGUGGAGAAGCGGCUGCUGCCCAAGAAGGAGACCAAAGUGUACAUCCAGCUCAGCAAGAUGCAACGGGACUGGUACACCAAGAUCCUGAUGAAGGACAUUGACGUGGUGAACGGCGCCGGACGCACGGAGAAGAUGAGGCUGCAGAACAUCCUCAUGCAGCUGCGCAAGUGUUGCAACCACCCGUACCUCUUUGACGGGGCCGAGCCGGGGCCGCCCUACACCACCGACUACCACCUGGUUGAGAACUCCGGCAAGAUGAUCGUGCUGGACAAACUCCUCCCCAAGCUGCAGGAGAUGGGGUCGCGGGUUCUGCUCUUCUCACAGAUGACGCGCAUGCUGGACAUCCUGGAGGACUACUGCGUGUGGCGACGGUACUCCUACUGCCGCAUCGACGGGCAGACGGCGCACGAGGACAGGCAGCGGCAGAUUGAUGAGUACAACAUGCCGGACUCCGAGAAGUUCCUGUUCAUGCUGUCAACACGCGCCGGAGGUCUGGGCAUCAACCUGGCCACGGCGGACAUCGUCAUCCUCUUCGACUCGGACUGGAACCCUCAGAUGGACUUGCAGGCUAUGGACAGGGCGCAUCGUAUUGGCCAGAAGAAGCAGGUGAAGGUGUUCCGGUUCAUCCAGGAGAACUCGAUGGAGGAGAAGCUGGUGGAGAGGGCCGAGGUGAAGCUGAGGCUGGACAAGAUGGUCAUACAGCAAGGCAGGUUGAUGGACAACAAGACCAACGCGCUGGCCAAGGACGAGAUGCUGGCCAUGAUCCGGCACGGCGCCAACGAGGUCUUCAAGGGCAAGGACGAUGAGUUCACCGACGAGGACAUCGACAACAUCAUCGGCAGGGGCGAGGAGAGGACGGAGGAGUUGAACAAGAAGCUGGAGGCGCUGGGUGAGUCCUCCCUCCGCCAGUUCACUCUCGACGUGCCCACCAACUCCGUCUACCAGUUUGAGGGAGAGGACUACCGGAACAAGCAGAAGGCCAUCGUGGGUAUGUGGAUCGAGCCGCCAAAGAGGGAGAGGAAGGCCAACUACGCCGUGGAUGCCUACUUCCGUGAGGCUCUCAGAGUGUCCGAACCCAAGGCGCCCAAGGCCCCACGUCCCCCCAAGCAGCCGGUGGUCCAAGACUUCCAGUUCUUCCCGCCGAGGCUGUUUGAGCUGCUGGACAAGGAGAUCUACUACUACCGCAAGACUGUCAGCUACAAGGUCCCCAAGAACCCUGAGUUUAUGGGUGAGGCGGCGCGGAUCCAGAAGGAGGAGCAGCAGAAGAUUGAUGAAGCGGAGCCGGUGACGGAGGAGGAGAUGGAGGAGCGGGACCAGCUGCUCACCCAGGGCUUCCUCAACUGGUCCAAGCGAGACUUCAACCAGUUCAUCAAGGCCAACGAGAAGUACGGCAGAGACGACAUCGAGAACAUUGCCAAGGAGGUGGAAGGCAAGACCCCCGAGGAGGUGAUGGAGUACUCCGCCGUGUUCUGGGAGCGCUGUUCAGAGCUGCAGGACUGUGACCGCAUCCUGGCGCAGAUUGAGCGCGGCGAGGCAAAGAUACAGCGGCGCGCGUCCAUCAAGAAGGCCCUGGAUGCUAAGAUGGCGCGGUACAGGGCUCCGUUCCACCAGCUCCGCAUCUCCUACGGGACGAACAAGGGCAAGAACUACACCGAGGAGGAGGACCGCUUCCUCGUCUGCAUGCUACACAAACUCGGCUUCGACAAGGAGAACGUCUACGAGGAGCUCCGAGCUGCCGUCCGAUCCGCGCCGCAGUUCCGCUUCGACUGGUUCAUCAAAAGUCGCACCGCCCUCGAGCUCCAGCGACGGUGCAACACUCUCAUCACGCUGAUCGAGAGGGAGAACCAAGAGCUGGAGGAGAAGGAGCGGGCCGAGAGGAAGAAGGGCCGCCCACGAAGCCUCUACAUCAAGUCCGGGAAGAGGGCGGCCGGGGCUCAGGACGGAAGAGGAAGGCGCAAGAAGAAGGCGGAGUAGAUGGAGGAAGAUGAAGAAGGAGAGUGAAGAAGUUAGGUUUAAGUAGAUGAUGGAGUGGAUAGAAGAAGGGAGAGGAGGAGAAUGUUACGCUUGGUUUAAUUAGAAGAUGGAGGAAGAAGAGAACGGAUAAGAAGUAAAGGGAAGAAGAAGAAGGGUGAAGAGAAGGUUAGGUUAGGUUUAAGAUGAUGAUGGAGGAGGAGAAAGAGGAGGAGGAGGAGGAGGAGGUCAGGUUAGGUGUAAGAAAAUGGAGGAGAUAGAAGGGGGAGGAGGAAGAGGCUGAGAAGAUUAGUUUAGUUUUAAUUUGAAGGAGAAGGAGUAAAAGAAGAAAAAAAUGAUGGAGUAGAUGAGAGGAGUGAAAGAAGAAAAAGAUGUAGAUGAAGAAGAAAACUGAAGAAGGAGGAGACUGAAGAGGGGUUAGGUUAGGUUUAAUAAGAAGAAGAGGGUGUAGAUGUAAGUUAUAGAAGAAGAAAAAGAAGAGGGUUAGGUUAAGUUUAAUUUAAUAUGAAUGAUGGAAUGAAAGACUUGAAAACGGGAAAAAUACUACACAAAACGCAGUACAAGGGUGACAAAAACUAGCUAGGUUAAAAUUAAAACGCCAACAAAAGGAAAUGAAACUAAACCAGACGGAAUUAUUUUGUCCGUAAAACGUGGAGUCGUAUGUGUGUAUGUGUUAGUGUUUUAUUUAUUUACUUUUUUAUUUAUGUUUUUGUGUUUGUGGUGAAUGGAAACGGGGACGUGUGUGUUUGUGGAAGGACGGUUUUCUUUUUCUUUGUUUUAUACCUCAAGAAGAAAGGUGAUGAGGUUAGGUUAGGGUUAAGUAGAUGAUGGAGUAGAUGGAAGAAGAAGAAGGAGGAGGAGGAGAAGGCUGAAGACGUGAGGUUAGGUUCAAACAGAAGAUGUAAAAGAUUUAAGAAGAAGGAGGAAUAGGGUGAAGAGAAGGGAAGUUUUGGUGAUUAUGUGUUUUGUGAUUAACCCCUUCACUACGGCCGGUCCAAAACAGCGCCCCGCACCGUAUCCGGGAUCGCCGCGCGCGCCAAAUUUCAAAUGUCGCUAUUGAAUAUAACAAGUUUUCAGCCAUAAACUCAACAUAAUCAUCAUGUAUUAUAUAUGAAAACAUGCAGAAUUAAAUGGUGCACAUAAAGAAACAUAAAUUAAUUGAUAACUUUGAGAUGUAAGCAUAAAUAUAGAGAUAAAAUAACUCAUAUAUUGGCUAAAGCGAGCCAGGACGCAGCAUGCACGUCCUCGGAUAUGGUACGGGGCACGCAAGGACGCAGUAAACGUGUCCUCGUGUUGAAGGGGUUAAGGCCACUUUCCAAACACUCCAUGACCCAAAAGUUGAACAAAGUAGAAAAGUAGAAAUUGUCAACUCUAAAUAAAGAAAAUAUAUAUAAAUGCCGUGUUUUCAAAAAUACAAAAAGGGGAAAAUCCAUUAUAUAAGUAACUGAACAGCAGUGGAAAGGAAUAUUCUCACUUUUUGAAAUAUUCUUAAUGUGUGUUUUUAUCGGCGUCGCAGAUGCUGAUCAACAGAUUGUCCAUCUUCUUAUUGUUCUCUUCAAGUUGUUUUCCUGGCUCACCCGUGCAUUGUAGACAUGACAUUGUAUCAUAACAUUUGGAAGCCCUGAUGAACACUACAACAAAGUCUGCUUUUUUUUAUUUUGAUUUUUUAACGUCCUGGCCUGUGGCGCCGGUAGGCCUUCAUAGUAGGGCCUGAUGGUCGGCCCCAGCCCGUUGUGGCGCAGGCAAGUGUUUAUAGUGGCGCCAUCUUUACCAUUCAUCAUUUUCCAUUUCAGACCCCUAGUUGCAUAAUAUAAAUUGUUGGGGGUGUGUUGGAGGUUCAUGCGACGCCGAUCAAGCACAGUUUUUGUGCUAUGAACACUUGUUUAUGAACUGAAAAAUAAGAAAAGUAAAAGUUUGAAGAAGAAAAUUAAUGUAAUCAAAACAAAUGAUGCUGAAUGUUAUAAUGAUUGAAGGGCAAGGAAUAUAAGAACAUAAGAACUUAAGGAGUCUGCAAGAGGCCGGUUGGUGAGACUAGAGAGUUAGGUAUUUAUUAAAAACAUGAGUGUUAUAAAAGGUAGGUAGAAAAAUAGAAAUAGAAAUGAGUGAAGAAGUAUUAGUAUAAAGUAAAAUAGCUAUCUGUAGAUUUAGCAAAGUGGAAAUAGGAAACAAUAAGAGAGUUGAAGGGAAAUAAUUUGAAAAGUGUGUCGGAAAAAAAUAAGUUUGUCGAUUGAGUGUAAAUAAAAGUGAAAGAAAUGUGAAGAAAGGAAAGUAAUAUUAGUGAACUAGAAAAGAGAAAAUUAAGUGAAAAGAUGAUUAAAUAGUUACAUGAGAAAAGAAAAAAAUGAAAAGAUGAGAAGUUACAAUAGAAAAGAAAAAAUAAAUGAAAUGAAAAAGUUACAUUAGAAAAGAAAAAAAGAAUUGAAAAAAAUAUUAGAAAAAGUUACAUUAGGAAAGAGAAAAAGUGAAAAGAUGACGAUGAAAAGAAGUUAAAUUAGAAGAGAAAAAAAUAAAUGAUAGAUGAUGAGAAAAAGUUACAUUAGAAAAGAAGUGAAAAGAUAAUGAAAAGAGAAGUUACAUUAGAGAAGAAAAAAAAAGGAGUGAAAAGACAUUAAAAGAAGUCACAAUAGAAAAGAAAAAAAAUGAAAAGAUGACGAGAAAAAGUUACAUACAAGUACAAAGGAGAAAAAAAGUAAAAAGAUUGAAAAGAAUGAAGUUACGAUAUCGGGCACAAACAGACAAGUUACCUGCGACUUAACUAAUUAACCGAGGACGAUGGUAAUAAUAAUAAUAGGUGUUUUGUACUGGAAGAUCCCCCUGCCCCCUACCCCUCUCCCCCUCCCUCCCCCCCUCAUUGUAGUAGUAAGUCUCGGCCACUCCCUGAAGGAAAGAAAAAAACAAAAAAACAAUUGACAGACUGACAGGCUGAUGAAAAAAUUUGAUAGAUAAAUGAAUAAAAAUGAAUUAGAAGAUACAAUUUUUUUCUGAUUUCUGUAAAACUAAAAAAAACUACUACUACUACUACUACUACUACUACUACUACUACUACUAUGGCCCAAACUUGUGACUUUUUCAAUGGACCAAAAAAAAAAUAAAAAAAAUGGUAAGCCUGUCCGUCAAAAAGAAAAAGAAAAAAAAGAAUAGCAGGGAAGCAUAAUUUUUCAUCCUUUUUAUAUUUAUUUUUUGUUCCUUUUUUUUUUUAAGGUGGAGAAGGAAGAGGAGGAGGAGGAGGAAGGAAGAUGUCUCCUCUCUUCCACCCUGACAUUCCACAUUUAUGGGUUGGAAUUAUACUUAUUAUUAUUGUCAUUAUUAUUAUUAUCAUUAUUAUCAUUAUUGUUGUUUUUAGUAAUGAGUGUUUAAAUAACGUUCCUGUGUAGAAUGACUGGAAAAUAAUGUACCUUCUUCAUCCUCCUCCUCUUCUUCCCUUCUUCUUUAUCUAUCAUUAUCUUUUUCCUUCUCUUUCUCUUCUAUUUCUUUAUUUAUUCAUCAACUCAUUUCUUUCCUCUCAUUGCUUCAUUUUUUCUACUUUUUUCAUUCAUUCAUUUUCUUUCUCUCUUCCUCUUCUUCCCCUCUUCUUUACCUCUCAUUAUCUUUUCCUUCUCUCUCUCUUCUUUUUCUUUAUUUAUUCUUCAUUUCUCAUUCAUCAACUCAUUCCUUUCCUCCCAUUUCUUCAUUUUUUCUACUUUUUUUCAUUCAUAUUGACUCUUUCCUUUCUUCUUUCUUUUCUCUCUUCCUCUUCCCCCUCCUCUUCUUCCCUUCUUCUUUACCCCUCAUCAUCUUUUUCCUUCUCUUUUCUUUUUCUUUAUUCUUCAUUUCUCAUUCAUCAACUCAUUCCUUUCCUCCCAUUUCUUCAUUUUUUCUACUUUUUUCAUUCAUAUAACUCCCUUCUUCAUUUCCUUUCUCUCCUCCUUCUUCGUCCCUCUCCCUCAUUUCUUCCUUCAUUCUUUGUUUCUCCUUCAUCUUAACUCAUUCCUUUCUCCCUUAUUCCUCUUCUCUCUCCUCCCAUUUCUUCAUUCCUUAUUUAUCAUUCAUCUUAACUCUUUCCUCUCUUUCCUAUUCACUUAUUCCCUCAUUUCUUCCUUCAUUCUUUGUUUCUCAUUCAUUUUUUUUUUCAUUUUUUCUCUCCUCUCCUUUAUCAUCUAUUUAUCAUCCAUUCCCAGUCCUAUUUUCUAUUAUUUUCUAUUCUUUUUUUGCUUUCCUUUCCUUUCCUCGUCUCCAUCCCCUCUUCCUCUUUCUCUCCCUCCUUCCUUCUUCCUCUCUCCCUCUCUCCCUUCCCACUCUAUGUUCCCUCUAAUCCUCUCCCCCUCCCUCUCCUCCCCCUCCAUUUCUUUUAAUUGUAUGUAGUUUUGUAAUAAAAUGAAGUCAAACUUU
Messenger RNA from Eriocheir sinensis (Chinese mitten crab), 7637 nucleotides. RefSeq names its product chromatin-remodeling complex ATPase chain Iswi-like (gene Iswi). The coding region runs from base 90 to 3272 and encodes 1060 amino acids. Gene Ontology annotation, biological process: regulation of transcription by RNA polymerase II; nucleosome organization. Gene Ontology annotation, cellular component: chromatin; nucleus. Gene Ontology annotation, molecular function: nucleosome binding; ATP binding; ATP hydrolysis activity. The transcript is spliced from 13 exons. Lineage: Eukaryota; Metazoa; Arthropoda; Malacostraca; Decapoda; Varunidae. The record is from RefSeq and is a predicted model, not a curated record.